Molecule: messenger RNA, 2547 nt
Organism: Penicillium mononematosum
Lineage: Eukaryota; Fungi; Ascomycota; Eurotiomycetes; Eurotiales; Aspergillaceae
Product: DUF3824 domain-containing protein
Exons: 4
Coding region: 1-2547 (848 amino acids)
Source: RefSeq, a predicted model, not a curated record
AUGUCGUACACUUACAGAGACCGCAAACGAGACUGGGACGAGACCCGUCCCGUAACAAUCAAGCGCUACGUCAUCUCUCCUGAAGACGACCGUCGAGACUUCAUGUCGAGACACGAUGACUCUUUCGGCGGCGAGCGCGAGCUGGUGAUCCGGCGCAAAACGGAUCGUGAAGAGCCUGUGACCGUCUCGCGAUACGAGCGAGAGGUGGAGUAUGAGCCACCCACACGCUACGAGAGAGACUACUACGAUCGUGAGUACUUACAUCCCUACACCUAUCGUCCACAUUCCCGGUCCAUGGAUUCCCUGGAACGAAUGGAGCAGUCCCCUACUGCUACUACCAUUGCCACCCGAAAACAAUCCGUACUUAUUCGUGAAGCCCGCAAUUCGCAUAUCAGUCCCCGUGAAUCCGACUAUGACGUCGUGCGCCGCUCCGAGGCCGACGAAGACCCAUAUUACUACCACCGUCACCGUCGACUCCGCGAGUACGACGAACAUCGCUCACGACGUGAGCUGAGCCCUGAUGAUUCCGUUUCCCAGACUAGUCGCCGUCGUCGCGGUGAUCGUGAUCAUGACUACAGCAGCGAUGAUAGCAUGGUCUACAUCCGAAAGGAAACCCGCGACUAUGACGAUCACCCUCACCACCGCCGUCAUAUGGCAGAGGGUGCAUUGGUAGGUGCUGGUGCGGCCGAAUUGCUCCGCAGCCGCAGCAAGAAAGAUGGGGAAGUCAGCCAUGGCGCCAGCCGCAUUGGUAAGACUCUUGGUGCAGGUGCUCUUGGUGCAGUCGCUGUGAAUGCUGCAUCGCAUGCUCGCGACUACUACCACCGUAGCAAGAGCCGCCAUCGUUCUCACUCCUUUGAAGAUGACCGUUCUUCCCAUCGUCACAGCAGACAUGGCCGGAGUCGUCACGGCCUUGGUGCUGCGGCCUUGGCUGCUGGUGUGGCUGCAUUGCGUAGCAAGUCGAAAGGUGGAGACCGUAAAAGCCGGUCCCGCACUCGCUCCCGUUCUCGGGCUGCUAGCCGGGGUCGUUCAGAGAAGGAUGGAGAGCAUGGUGAACGAAGCAUGUCUGAACGCCGCAAGCACAUGGCUGGCGCUGGUCUGGCCGGUGCGGCCGUGGCUGGCCUGGUUGAAAAGGUCCGCAGCCAUUCGCGCUCUCGAAAGGGUGAGCGCUCCCGUUCCCGCAGCCGUAUGAGACAAGCUCUUCCUAUUGUGGGUGCCGGUCUUGCUACUGCUGCUGCCACCGGCCUCUACGAGAAGCAGAAGAGUGACAAAGAUGAAAAGGAGGGUUCGAGCCGGGGCCGCCAUCGCUCAAGGUCUCGCAGCCGCGCCCCGUCACAGUCUUAUCCCGACCCAGCUCGCGACUCGGCCGGUCUGAUCGAAUACGGCAACGACCCAGUCACAGGUAGCAUUCCAUCCGAGCACUACUACGGCCAGCCCGGUGCACCCUACUACGAAGCACAGGAAGCCUACGGUCCCAGACGUCAUAGCCGCAGUCGCAGUCGCAGUCGCAGCCGAGCCCGCUACACCAGCUCAUCUGAUUCCGACCGCGAAGGUCGCCGCCGACGAAGCAAGAAGCACCGCAGCCGCUCGCGAGACCUCGCGAGUGCUGCCCUGGGCGCAACAGGGCUCGGCUAUGCCGCACACAAGUACAACGAGCGUCGCAAGUCCAAAGAGCGCGAACGCGAACACUCUAGUAACAUGAUGACGUCCACCGUGAUCCUUAUGAAGAAUCCUACGACCCAGAACCAUACCCGCCUUCCCCGCAAAGAGCCCAUGGCCCCCCGCCCAUGGCUGACCCCCCACUACUACCCCAACAGCAACUAUUUCCCCCCACCCCCGGGCGACUCAACCUAUAACCUGGGCGGCGGUACCCCUGUUUCCUACAACCCGGCAGACUACCCUCCUCCACCUGGCGCUGCCCCGCCCCAGCCUUACGCAUACGGCGCUGUGCCACCAGGAGGGAUGGGACCCGAUCAAUACGCACCUCGGCCACGUAGGGCUGAAGACAAUGUGAGCAGCUCCACCCUACCUACUGAUGCCAAUCAUGUGCACAAAGGUCUAAACAUCCACCCCUUUCCAACGUCUCCACCCCGGUCAAGUAGCCAACCGCCACAAGUCUCGAAAUCCGUCGCUUUCGACCUGACGGAGUCACCGCGGGAUCCUGGCUACGAAACCGAUGAUAGUGACUCUACCGUUGAACCGUACUCAUCUUCGCAUCGUGGAGAUAGAAGCCACCGUCGCGAUCGAGAUCGGGACCAUCAUCAUAGCCGCCGCUCCUCAUCCGUUCCCUAUCCACCUAUGCCCUACCCUAGUCCUGCUUCCCCAGAUUACUACUCUUCCCAUCCUGCUUCUAGUCACCACCGAAAUCAUCCAUCAGCUCCAAAAUCCCAGGAGGGAAGAGACCAGAACAAAGUCUCUGAAACAGAUUCUGACUCAACCAUCGACCUACCUAACCGCUUUGACGGGCAAGGCCGUCUUCUUCCUGAGCGGGAUCCUGCUGUGGAUAAAUUUGAGGAUCUGGUGAACAGGUUUACCAAAGUUCUGUUCUAG